CAUCCGGGAAUUCUGCUUUUCUUGAAGGAGCCCGUGGGUGGCGGGAUUUUACUGAGAGUUCAUAACAAAGAGAGACAUGGCAGACAGUGAUGAUGAGUACGAUCGUCGGCGCAGAGACAAAUUCCGCCGGGAGAGAAGCGACUACGAUCGGUCUCGAGAACGAGAAGACCGGCGCAGAGACGACUGGAGCGAUCGAGAGUGGGACCGCGGGAGAGAGAGGCGCAGCCGUGGCGAGUACCGCGAGUAUGAGAGAGGACGGAGAGAGAGGUUUUCACCCCCUCGACAUGACAUGAGCCCGCAGCAGAAGCGCAUGAGGAGAGACUGGGAUGAUCAUGGUGGAGACCCGUAUCACGGAGGGUACGAUCUGGGUUAUGGAGGAGGUGGAGGACCGAGUUACGCCCCCCCACAGCCCUGGGGUCACCCCGAAAUUCACCUCAUGCAGCCGCACCAUGCAAUUCCCAUCCAGGCCAGGUUGGGGAACAUCCAUGACCUUGACCUGGGACCGCCUCCGCCCGUGAUGAAGACCUUCAAAGAGUUCUUGCUGUCCCUGGACGACUCCGUGGACGAGACGGAGUCAGUGAAACGCUACAAUGAGUACAAGAUCGACUUUAGACGGCAGCAGAUGCAGGAGUUCUUCCUCGCUCACAAAGGAGAAGAGUGGUUUCGCUCUAAGUACCACCCUGACGAGUCGGGGAAGAGGAAGGCCGAGGCUCACGCCGCUCUGCAGAACCGUCUGGGUUCAUUUCAGUAUUUAAUGGAGAACAGCUGGUUCGAGAACAUCUCCAUGGACAUCGAUCGCGCACCACAGAUCUUAAAGAUCCUGGACGCGGCUGUGAUAAAAAUGGAGGGAGGAACGGAGAAUGAUCUGCGCAUCCUGGAGCAGCAGCCGCUGGACGAGGAGGAGGAGAGAGAGAGAUUGUUGUCUGGAGGCCCGCCGUCCGAAAACCAGAAACGUGAAGGCGAGAACAGAGGAGCGGAGAGCGAGCGCAAACCGUCCACUGAGAAGGAAAACAAGGAGGGAGAGAGUGGAGAUGUUGGGAUGAAGGAUGUAGAUGGUGAAGCAGGAGAUGAAGAAAGAAAACCUGAUAAAGAAACAACACCUGAGGAGAUUUCACCGCCAAAGAAGCUGAGUAAGAAGAGGAAGAGGAAGCACAGUGGAGACAGCGAGGACGAGGCGAGCGCCUCAGAGAGCGAGUCAGAAUCCGACUCCGACUCAAACUCUCACUGCUCAGAGAAACCUGCGGAGAGGGAGGCAGAAGGGGAGGGUGAGCCAGACGGAGAGGCAGGCGGAGAGGGGGACGGGGGGAACGAAGAAGGAGAGGAGAAGGAGGAGGAAGAGGAAGAGGAGGGUGAAGACACGAAGGGGCGAAAGGAAGAGAAGCAGAGCGAACGAGAGAAAGAGAAGGAGGAGAAGAAAGUGAAGGACGAUCAGCCUCCUAAACCUCGGCCGCUGCACAUGACCUGCUCGCUGUUCAUGAGGAGCAUCGCACCCUCCAUCUCUAAAGCGGAGAUCGUCGCUUUGUGUCGCCGUUUUCCUGGAUUUAUGCGUGUGUGUUUGUCUGAGCCACAACCAGAGCGCAGAUUUUUCAGGCGUUGCUGGGUGACCUUUGACCGCAGCGUCACUAUCAAAGAGAUCUGCUGGAGCCUACAGAACAUCCGUCUGCGUGACUGUGAGUUAGCUCCCGGAGUGAAUCGGGAUUUGGCUCGGCGUGUGAGGAACAUUAACGGCAUCACGCAGCAUAAACAGGUUCUUAGAAACGACAUCAAGCUGGCAGCUAAACUUAUACACGCCUUGGACGAGAGGGAGGGGCUGUGGGGCCACGGAGACGCACACACCUCGGAGCUCCCGUCCCAGAACCCCCUCCUGAAAAACAUCACAGAUUACCUAAUUGAGGAAGUGAGCGCAGAGGAGGAGGAGCUACUGGGCAAUGUGGGCGGAGUUGACUCAGAGGACGGGAACAAAGAUGGCAAUCCCACAGAGUUCACCGUGGAGAGAGACGAGAAACUGGUCAAGGUGUUGGAUCGUCUGCUCUUCUAUCUGCGUAUCGUUCAUUCUAUAGAUUAUUACAACAUGUGUGAAUACACGAGCGAGGACGAGAUGCCCAACCGCUGUGGGAUCAUCCACGUCCGAGGCCCGAUUCCUCCAAACCGAAUCACACACCGUGAGGUGAGUGACUGGCAGAAGACGUUCGAGGACAAGCUCAGUCCCCUUUUCAGCGUAAAGGAAACUCUGUCUGAGGAGGAAGCCCUCAAAAUGGGUCGGAAAGAUCCGGAACAGGAAGUGGAGAAGUUUGUGUCUGCGAACACGCAGGAGCUCGGCAAGGACAAGUGGCUGUGUCCUCUCAGCGGCAAGAAGUUCAAGGGCCCGGAGUUUGUAAGGAAGCACAUCCUAAACAAACACGGAGACAAGAUCGAGGAGGUGAAGAAGGAGGUGGAGUUCUUCAACAACUUCCUGAUGGACGCCAAAAGACCCUCCAUCCCCGAGAUCAAGCCUCUGCCCCCCCCAGGCCCCACUCCGGGUGUGAUGUCUCCUGGUGGUCCUCCUUUCCACCCUCAGGGUCCUCAAGGCUUGCUGGGAUUUGGGCAGCCCAGACCUCCAGUGAUGGGCUACGGAGCAGGUCCUCCUUAUCCCCCAAACCAGUACGGUGGCGGAGGAAGAGGGAAUUACGACAGUUUCCGUGGACAGGGUGGAUAUCCGGGGAAACCCAGAAACAGCCGGAUGAUGCGUGGCGAUCCUCGUAACAUCAUCGAGUACCGUGACCUGGACGCUCCUGAAGACGUGGACUUCUUUUAGACGCCCAGAUUUUUUUUUUUAUUUCUUCAUUUUUACAGCCCCUCUCUCGUUUUAAUUAUAAUGAAUCUUUUGCAGCUCUAAGCGCCCGUUACUGUUCUGCCCCCUAGUGUGCGAGUGAGCACUGUUACCCAGCACACCUUGCAUUUAGGCCUUGUUUUGUUCAAUAAAACCCUAUUGUGGAGCA
Clarias gariepinus (North African catfish) is the source of this 2978-nucleotide messenger RNA. RefSeq names its product serrate RNA effector molecule homolog (Arabidopsis) (gene srrt). Gene Ontology annotation, cellular component: nuclear body. Lineage: Eukaryota; Metazoa; Chordata; Actinopteri; Siluriformes; Clariidae. The transcript is spliced from 20 exons. Bases 77 to 2794 code for a protein of 905 amino acids. The record is from RefSeq and is a predicted model, not a curated record. Gene Ontology annotation, biological process: mRNA processing; primary miRNA processing.